Molecule: messenger RNA, 825 nt
Organism: Pestalotiopsis fici W106-1
Lineage: Eukaryota; Fungi; Ascomycota; Sordariomycetes; Amphisphaeriales; Sporocadaceae
Exons: 2
Coding region: 1-825 (274 amino acids)
Cellular component (GO): membrane
Source: RefSeq, a predicted model, not a curated record
AUGGCCGAAGUCAAUCCGUACGGUUACAAUCCCAAUGCAGCAGCUGCAAUGAUAUUUGUAGUCCUGUUCGCGAUCGCGACCCUCUGGCACGCAAUCAUUGUAUUUCGCCUUCGAGUGUGGUAUUUUACCGUACUGGUUCUGGGUGGCUGCCUGGAAAUUGCCGGUUACAUAUGCCGAUUUCUCGCCCAUGAUAAUGCGUCGAACCUGAUCCUAUUCGUCAUCCAGACCCUGACCAUCUUGGUCGCCCCAGCUCUGUUUGCCGCCUCAAUUUACAUGGUCCUUGGGCGUCUCAUUAUCUUGCUGCGCGCCGAGGCACACUCGCCGAUCCGACCAGCUUGGCUCACCAAGAUCUUUGUGGGCGGAGACGUCCUGUCCUUUCUCAUCCAAGUCAUCGGAUCAUCCAACCUGUCCAAGAACUUUUCCCUGGCCAAGACAAUAAUCCUACUCGGUCUGGCGAUCCAGAUCAUGUUCUUCGGCGUCUUCGUCAUUGUGGCCGUUGUCGUGGACCGCCGACUAUCACGAACUCCUACCCACACAGCCCAGCGCCUGGACGCAGAAAACACGAAGCUGGGAUGGCGAGGGGUUCUCCGCGUCAUUUACAUUGCGAGCGCCAUGAUCUUUGUGCGGUCCAUCUUCCGUCUCAUCGAGUUCUGCGGCGAUAGCAAUUCGCCCAUGAUGAAAACGGAAGCAUACCUUUACGUCUGUGACUCCACCUUGAUGUUUGGUGUGCUGGCGAUUUUGAUAUAUUACCACCCCGGUAACUAUAUCCCUAGUCGCAAGGCUUUUGAUCAGAUCUUGCAGUCGCGCGACGAAGAGCUCCUGUAG